This is a messenger RNA of Protopolystoma xenopodis, 549 nucleotides long. The record is from the annotation of a GenBank genome assembly. Lineage: Eukaryota; Metazoa; Platyhelminthes; Monogenea; Polystomatidea; Polystomatidae.
AUGGGAUUUGGUGACCUCUCGACUGAUUCUGGCUUAGCAUGCCUGGACUCAUAUCUUCUGAAACGGAGCUAUAUUGACGGUUACCAGGCCUCUCAGGCUGAUAACACUUUGUUCGAAACCCUGGAAAAACCUCCUCCCAGUAAAUACCAAAAUUGCCUUCGUUGGUACAACCACAUCAAGUCUUUCGGUGACGAUAGAAAGAAGCUCCCUGGUGAAAAGAAGACAGCCGACAGUUAUGGUGACGCCGCUACUUCUAAAUCUAACCAGGCCACAGGCGAUGACGACCUCGACUUAUUCGGAUCGGAUGAAGAGGAUGACACAGAAGUGGCCAAAAUGAAGGCUGAGCGUCUUAAGGCUUACGAGGAGAAAAAGAAAGGAAAGGCAGUUGUCGUCGCCAAGUCGAGCAUUAUUUUGGAUGUCAAACCAUGGGACAGCGAGACUAACAUGGCUGAAGUGGAAAGGACAGUACGAAGCAUAAAAACAGAUGGGCUACAAUGGGGUGCCUCCAAACUGGUUCCUCUUGCUUAUGGCAUCAAGAAAUUACAAAUC